Leptopilina heterotoma is the source of this 624-nucleotide messenger RNA. RefSeq lists its product as uncharacterized. The record is from RefSeq and is a predicted model, not a curated record. The transcript has a single exon. The coding region runs from base 1 to 624 and encodes 207 amino acids. Lineage: Eukaryota; Metazoa; Arthropoda; Insecta; Hymenoptera; Figitidae. Gene Ontology annotation, molecular function: nucleic acid binding.
AUGAGAAGAACGAUUAAAUCAGUAGUAUCUAGAUGUGUACGUUGCAGAAGAUUUAAUUCAAAACAUGUUGAAUCAGCUCCAGCUCCUUUGCCGAUUGAUCGCGUUAGAGAUGCAAAUAUUUUUGAAAUUACGGGUGUGGAUCUCGCGGGUCCAUUAAUUUUAAAAGGACGGCAAAACAGCUGGAUCUGUCUAUUUUCCUGCGUAGUGUAUAGAGCAAUUCACCUAGAACUCGUUACAUCGUUGUCAACACAGACUUUUUUGGAGUGUUUCCGUCAUUUUAUCAGUCGUAGAGGGAGACCAUCUAACAGGCUGAAUUUUGUUGGUGCGAACAAUGCAUUUAAGUCAUUAAAUUGGAACUGUAUAAAUGGUUAUUGUUCCGCCAGACAAAUUCAGUGGCCUUUUAAUCCCCCAUCAGCGCCCUGGUGGGGAGGAUGGUGGGAGCGCUUAGUAGGUAUGCUUAAAGGUCUUUUACGUAGAGUUUUGGGAAAGUCUUGUCUUGAUUUUGAGGAAAUGUCUACUGUACUGCGUGACUGCGAGUCUCUUUUGAAUUCAAGACCCUUGACUUACAUUUCGGAGUCAGCUGACGACUUAAAGGUGUUGACUCCAUCGAUGUUUUUACACUAA